UCACCCGCUACCCCAGCUCUCAGGGAAGAUAUAUGUAGGGACAACCCACUGGUUGAAUCAACGUUAUUGUUUCCACGUAAUUUCAACGUUGAACCAACGUGGAAUAUACGAUGGAAUAUACGAUGAAUUGACAUCUGUACCCAGUGGGAAGGCUAAGUUCCAGAACGCACUGAGAACUGUCAAGUCAAGCCUUUUGCUUUCAUUUCCAUAUUAUGAAAGACAAUAGCGCCGGCAGCAGUGCUUAUUACUGCGCAUUUGAGGUGUGCGCCAUUCGGGUCACUGAAUCUCUUUUUGACUUUCUAUUAUGACGAGUCGCCGACGACAACACAACGGAACGCACCUCAGCAGUAGAAGAUGAUGGUUAAAGCUAUGUAAAAUAUUCCCAUUCUCGUCGGGUAAAGCGAUGCCUAGGCUACUGACGGAGAACCAUGAUUUGCAGAGGAUAUAUUUUGGAUAGUCUACUUUGCGAGAGCAAGAGUGUGUGGCUGUCUGUCAAGCAUGGAGUCGCUUUGGCGCGCUAAAGCAUCUUGGAUGAGAUGAUUGUCAGUUAUUUCACGUAGCGAAGCGAACACCAAACAAGGCUCACAGCUACAAAAAUCCACAUUUGUAGCGGACUUCAGAAAGACAGGUAGGGUGCGCGCCCACCGGUUGCUGUGAUGAAACCCUCUCCGGGCAACGGGGUGAACCACCAGACUCAUCGAGAAGAAUUGGUGUCCAACGGAGGCUGCGGAAUGUCAGACACCGUGACAGCUGUCCAAACCGACACUGGUCCCGGAUCGCCCAUGACUGACAAGCCGGGAGCAGGAGGAGAUACAGACGCCAAAGGAAUCCCGCGGCAGAGCAGUAUUAUCAAGGAUGGUUCUCGUGCUGGUCAUGAGAGGAAGAAGACGGUCUCCUUCAGCAGCAGUCUCUCUGAGAGGAAGAUCAGCAGCGCUGCAGACUGCAUCAGUGCUAUGGUGAGGGGUACUGAGCUGCGGAAGGUGCGCUCCAACUCACGGGUCUACCAACGCUACUACCUGCUGGAGUCAGGUCUGCAGUUCCUGCGAUGGGAGCCCUCCAAGAAGGAGUCAGACAAGGCCCGCAUCGCCGUCUCCUCCAUCAGAGAGGUCCGCACCGGCCGCAACACAGAGACAUUUAGGACCAACGGCAUCUAUGACCAGAUCUCUGAGGACUGUGCCUUCUCUAUCAUCUACGGAGAGACCUAUGAAGCUCUGGACCUGGUAGCUAACUCUGCAGAGGUGGCCAACGUUUGGGUAACUGGCCUGAGGUAUCUGAUUCUGUAUGGGAAGCAUGCCAUGGACAUGAUAGCCAGCAGUGAGGACAGCCUUCGUCUCGUCUGGCUAGCAGAGAUGUUUUCCUCUAAGGUUGUUUCAAAUGGACUCGGUGGAAGAGAGGAGGAGGGGAUCAGUUUGCGGUCGGCUGUAGGACUGAUCAAGAGUGUUAACCCUGGAGUGAGAAGUGGGAAAGUAGAACGCAGGUUUAAGGAGCUCCAUCGAAUCAAAGAGAGGACGAGGGGGGCUCGGACAACUGGAGUUCGAACUGAUGUUGGGGCUGUGGCUGGACCUGAAGCAAUGGUUGGGACUUCAGUUGUAGCUGGAGCUGGGACUGGUUCUGGGGAUGGAAUUGAGGUGGUGGGUAAAGGAGAUGGGGCUGGGACUAGAACUGAGGUGGUGGGUAAAGGAGAUGGGGCUGGGACUAGAACUGAGGUGGUGGGUAAAGGAGAUGGGGCUGGGACUAGAACUGAGGUGGUGGGUAAAGGAGAUGGGGCUGGGACUAGAACUGAGGUGGUGGGUAAAGGAGAUGGGGCUGGGACUAGAACUGAGGUGGUGGGUAAAGGAGAUGGGGCUGGGACUAGAACUGAGGUGGUGGGUAAAGGUAACACAGACAACAGAAGAGGAGAAAUAGAGGACAGGGUCACCAAGGAGGAGUUCAUUGAGGUAUUUCACGAACUUUGCACCCGACCGGAGAUCUACUUCCUGCUUGUGCAGUUCUCUAGCAACAAGGAGUUCCUGGAUACCAAAGAUCUGAUGAAGUUCCUGGAGGCUGAGCAGGGCGUGGCUCAGGUGACUGAAGACACCAGUCUGGAGCUCAUUCAAUCCCACGAGCCGUCGGAGGAGGGCCGUCGCCAGGGCUGCCUCUCAUUGGACGGUUUCACCAGCUAUCUUACCUCCCUGGAGUGCCACCUGUUUGACCCGGAGCACAGCCAGGUGUGCCAGGACAUGAGCCAGCCCUUAUCCCACUACUACAUCAACUCCUCCCACAACACCUACCUCAUCGAGGACCAGUUCAGGGGGCCCGCUGACAUCACCGGCUACAUCCGGGCUUUAAAGAUGGGCUGCAGGUGUGUGGAGGUGGACGUGUGGGACGGCCCUGACGACGAACCCGUGGUUUAUACUGGUUACACCCUCACCUCGCCUGUCCUGUUCCGCUGUGUCCUGGACGUGAUUGGGUGCUUUUCAUUCGCAGCGUCAGAGUGUCCUCUAAUCCUGUGCUUGGAGAACCACUGCUCCCCCUGCCAGCAGAGAGUCAUGCUCCAGCACCUGAGGAGGAUCCUAGGGGAGAGGUUGUACACGGAGCCCCUCAGGGAAGGGGAGGGGUACCUGCCCUCGCCCCAUGCCCUGAGGGGCAAGAUCCUGCUGAAGGGGCAGAAGUUGAAGGAGGGGUGUGGUGAGACAGAGGGGGAUGUGACUGAUGAAGACGAGGGGGCGGAGAUGUGCAAGAGGAUGAAGGCUGGUAAAAGUGAAGGAGGAGGAGGGGAGGGGGGACAGAAAGGUGGCGGGGGGGGUGUUACUAGUAGUGUGAAAACCCUGACCCCUGCUCCUCCCUCUAAACGGUUCCAGCUUCUGAAGGAGCUCUCGGACUUGGUGACUCUGUGCAAGUCGGUACGCUUCACGGACUUCCAGAAGUCUUUCUCAACCCAGAAACCCUGGGAGUUCUGCUCGUUCAACGAGACCCUAGCGGUGCGCUGCGCCAGCGAGCGCCCGGGAGACUUUGUCAACUACAACAAGCGCUUCCUGUCGCGGGUCUACCCCAGCGCCAUGCGCAUCGACUCCAGCAACAUGAACCCACAGGACCUGUGGAAGUGCGGUUGCCAGAUUGUGGCUAUGAACUACCAGACGCCCGGCUUGAUGAUGGACCUAAACAUCGCUUGGUUCCGCCAGAACGGGAAUUGUGGGUACGUGCUGCGACCCACCAUCAUGCGACAGGAGGUUUCAUAUUUCAGCGCCAAUACAAGAGAAUCUGUGCCGGGUGUGUCCCCUCAGCUGCUCCAUGUUAAGGUGAUCAGUGGUCAGAACCUGCCCCGUCCGAGUGGUUCUGGAGCUAAAGGAGAUGUGGUGGACCCGUACGUCUACGUGGAGAUCCAUGGAAUCCCUGCCGACUGUGCCGAGCGCCGCACCCGCACGGUGGUGGAGAACGGAGACAACCCCAUCUUUGACGAAAGCUUUGAGUUCCAGAUCAACCUGCCCGAGCUGGCCAUGGUGCGCUUCGUGGUGCUUGAUGAUGAAUUCAUAGGGGACGAGUUCAUAGGUCAGUAUACCAUUCCCCUGGAGUGCUUACAGCCAGGCUACCGGCACGUACCAUUACAGUCUCUGAUGGGGGAGGACCUCCCGUACGCCCGGCUGUUCGUCCAUGUGGCUCUCACCAACCGGAGAGGAGGGGGCAAGUCCCACAAGCGGGGGCUGUCUGUGCGAAAGGCGAGGCGAGGGAGGGAGUAUGCUGCACUCAGGGACCUGGGGGUCAAAGCCUUGGAUGAUGUUUUCAAAAUGGCGGCCCCGUCAUUGAAGGAAGCCACAGACAUGCGGGAGAACAUGCAGAACUCGGUGGCAGUGUUCAGGGAUCUGUGUGGGGUGUCAGCGGUGGCUAACCUCAUGCAGUGUGUGUUGGCCCUGGGGGCCCGAGUUGCGGGGGCUGACGGGGCCCCCCUGCUGCUGUUUGAGCUGAAGGAGCAGUACCCCUCCAUGGAGUCUCAGGGGCCCCUGCCGGACGUCCUACGCAGGGUGGUGUCCACUUACGAAAUGAUGAUCCAGGCGAGCAGAGCGGUGAUCGAGCUGUCAGACGGAGUCUACGACAGGAUCCUACAGAUACAGACAACAGCCAUGGAGUUCCAUGAGAAGUUAAAGCCCAUGGCAGUGAAGGAGGGGCUUAAAGGUCGUAAGGUCACCAGAGCGGUGGAGAGUUUCAGCUGGAACAUCACCAUAUUGAAGGGGCAGGCAGACCUGCUGAAACGGGCUAAGACGGAGGUGCAGGAGAACAUAAAGCAGGUCUACUACGCUGCCCUGACCUCUAACCUCAGUAAGGGCGGGACAGGAGAGACAACCCACACCCGGCGCAGCCUGGACGCCCUUCCUUCAAUGUCGGGUACAGCUCCGGCAAGAAGUUUCCCUUAGGCACAGACAGGUCUAGGAACAGUUUACCUGUCUGAAAUUAUAUAUUGAACCAUAAGGGGGAAAUGUAAAAUCUGACCGUAUGUCAGUUUCUAAGGGCACAAUCGUCCUAUUCUGAGGAUUGGCAGGGUAAUAAGAAGUUGCUACAUACGUUCUAUAGUGAUAGGCUCCUUCUGCAUCUCAUCCGGGGGCUGCUGGAGAUUAGUCUGCCAUUUUCUCCACACAACGAUGAGGAGGAAGGAAGAUGGACUCAGUUGAAGAGAAAAACUCCCGUUAUAGCACUGCCAGGAGGGAGGAGUAAUGUCGAAGACACUGGAGACAGGAAUGUAGAGAGGAAUGAAGGAAUGAGGUCUGAGAGAAAGAGAGAGAGAGACAAUCAGACUGCCCUGUCCCCUACUUUGUAUGCAGCUGUAAAUAAGAAAUGUUUAAUCCUGCUCUCUCUGGGGCCGAUUCAGACCCGAGUUAUGCACUUGUAAAUGGAACUUAAUUCCCUUUUUAUGCGCUUUUCUCAAAAACAUAUUCUGACCUUGAAUUUAAAAAAUGUUUCAGCCAGGUAUUCUUUCAGGGUGGAGAUCAGAGAAAUGAAUAAAUAAAAAAACUGAAAUAUCACAUUUACAUAAGUAUUCAGAUCCUUUACUCAGUGCUUUUUGAAGCACAUUUGGCAGUGAUUACAGUAUUGAGUCUUCUUGGGUAUGACGCUACAAGCUUGGCACACCUGUAUUUGGGGAGUUUCUCCCAUCCUUCUCUGCAGAUCCCCUCAAGCUCUGUCAGGUUGGAUGGGGAGCAUUGUUGCACAGCUAUUUUUAGGUCUCUCCAGAGAUGUUCGACCGGGUUCAAGUCCGGGCUCUGGCUAGGCCACUCAAGGACAUUGAGACUUGUCCCGAAGCUACUCCUGCAUUGUCUUGGCUGUGUGCUUAGGGUUGUUGUCCUGUUGGAAGGUGAACCUCCACCCCAGUCUGAAGUCCUGAGUGCUCUGGAGCAGGUUUUCAUCAAGGAUCUCUCUAUACUUUGCUCCAUUCAUCUUUCCCUCAAUCCUGACUAGUCUCCCAGUCCCUGCCUCUGAAAAACAUUCCCACAGCAUGAUGCUGCCACCACCAUGCUUCACCGUAGGGAUGUUGCCAGGUUUCCUCCAGACUUGAUGCUUGGCAUUCAGGCCAAAGAGUUCAAUCUUGUUUUUAUCAGACCAGAGAAUCUUGUUUCUCAUGGUCUUUUUUGCCUUUUGGCAAACUCCAAGUGGGCUGUCAUAUGCCUUUUACUGAGGAGUGGCUUCUGUCUGGGCACUCUACCAUAAAGGCUGGUGGUGGAGUGCUGCAGAGAUGGUUGUCCUUCUGGAAGGUUCUCCUCAGAAGAACUCUAGAGCACUCUAGAGCUCUAUCAGAUUGACCAUCAGGUUCUUGGUCACCUCCCUGACCAAGGCCCAUCUCCCCCGAUUGCUCAGUUUGGCCAGGCGGCCAGCUCUAGGAAGAGUCUUGAUGGUUCCAAACUUCCAUUUAAGAAUGAUGGAGUCCACAGUGUUCUUGGAGACCUUCAAUGCUGCAGACAUUUUUUGGUACCCUUCCCCAGAUCUGUGCCUUGACACAAUCCAUUCAUGGAACUCUACGGACAAUUCCUUUGAUCUCAUGGCUUGGUUUUUGCUCUGACAUGCACUGUCAACUGUGGGACCUGUCAACUGUGGGACCUUGAAAGGCACAGGUGUGUGCCUUUCCAAAUCAUGUCCAAUCAAUUGAAUUUACCACAGGUGGACUCCAAUCAAGUUGUAGAAACAUAUAAAGGAUGAUCACUGGAAACAGAAUCCACCUGAGCUCAAUUUCGAGUCUCAUAGCAAAGGGUCUGAAUACUUAUGUAAAUAAGGUUUAAUUUCUUUAUACAUUUCUAAAAACCUGUUUGCUUUGUCAUUAUGAGGAAUUGUGUGUAGUUUGCUGAAGAUAUUUUUUAUUUCAUCCAUUUUAGAAUAAGGCUGUAACGUAACUAAAUGUGGAAAAAGUCAAGGGGUCUGAAUACUUUAUGAAGGCACUGUAUGCUGUUUUCUUACCUUAAUUCCACCAAUUUACGUGCGAGGAAAGGAUGGGUCGAGCAACCUGUCAGUUCCAGGUGGAACAACAUCUACUUCAUUUUUCCUGAUACAAAUAACACCAUUCUCCACACAAUGUAAUUUACAAAUUGAUAAGAGCUAUUGAUUUGAUCUACGUAAAUGAGUAAACCAUUUGGAUAAGGGGAUAGUAAAUAUAAAUGACAAUUGUUUAGAACUAUUUUACCUUGUUGAUCACUCCAGAUGAAUGUGAAACCAGUCAUAUGUCAGUAAACUGAAGCAUAUCAACAUUUCAACAUAUCAACUUUUCCACAGUGAUUUUGAUGAAAUGCUGGCCUUAUAACUUGCAGGGAUGAAAUGUGGAGACUCAAGCUAUAGGCUUCUGUAGCCAUGCGCAAAUAAUAGUAUAGCGCCAAACCUACCGAGUUGAUUUAUAGAAUGUUUUAAUUAUAUGCCCCGACUUCUCACCGUAUUUUCUACAAUUUGUAUUGUGUUAAAUAUUAGCCACUAUCGGUAGCCACCGUCCGUUUUACCCACAUACAUUUAUCUGUCACUUUAAUCUUAGUUUCCUUGCAUUUUGCAUCAUUCCAUUCCAUUGUUAGUGUACCUUUUAUUUCCUAUGUCACGUUCAUGUGGUAGUUCCUAAGGAUUGCUAGCAAUAGUGGAUCACAUAAGGCUAAAGUAUUACAAGUUGUGCAAUAAUUUGGGCUCUGUAGCCUAUUUGAAUCAUUAUGGAACGCAGAGCAUACAUAGUAGUUUAAACCUGGAACCUGUUUGUACGGUUCACGACGACUGAACUGUUGUCAUCACAGUUCCAUGACAAAUACCAACAUGGUCAGUGAGGAUUAUUAGGGUAGAUUUAUAGAACUACUGUUCCAACCCCUAUUGGGUUUCUCACCUUCCAAUAUUUAAUGGAUUGAACAAUUUGAGUAUGGAAACUUUCAGGAUGAAUCAAAGCACAAUUUUUGAUUCACCAAUAUAUUUUGUGCAUAAAAGACAUCCAAAUGUUUUUUUUUUUCUCCCAGAAAUACUUUCCUAACCCUAAAUAAUAUGCAAUGAUCAGAGUAUUUUUAAAUCUACCAACUGGUGCUGAAAAGGAGACGUGUAUUUACAUGGCUUUCUUUCAUUAAUCCCUAAUAUUCUGAACAGUUCUCUCCAUAUAUUGUCUGCUGAGAAAAUUCUAAUUAAAGGUAAAUUUUAAAGGGGUGGCUUUAGAUAAAUGUACUGAAAACUCCACAAGAAAAUCUGUUGGUCAGCCAGUGGGAGGCUUUUCAGCUGUGUAAUUACAUUUAUUCACCGUGCGUAAGGGAACCACACCUGCAAAGCCAAUUACGCACCUACAUAAGGUAAGUCUGAAUACCAACUACUGACAAGUGAGUAGGAAAGGGGUGCGUAGGAAAAGCGUACAUUUCCUAUGUCUGAAUCGGGCCCUAUGUGCAUUGUUUGUUACUCUUGAUUUGUGUUUAUUUUGGGGUGAGUGAAGAGAGGGUUUUCAGGGUCAUUCAACUAUACAGUCCCUUCAGAAAGUAUUCACACCCCUUGAUUUUUUUCAACAUUUUGUGUUACAGCCUCUAUUUAAAAUUGAUUCAAUUUAGGACACUACCCAUCCUGACAACUUGGCCCUGAAGCUUUUGGACAUUUCAUUUCUGUACCUUAUUGUGAAAUGAUGUGUAGCUUCCAGAAGCUUUAAAAUGAGGGCCAGAUUGUCAGGAUGGGUAGUGUACUGUAUGAGUACACAUUAAUUACAAGUAAGCACCCUUCAAGAUACACUUCAUUUUAACUAGCUAAAUCCUGUGUAACAACUAGUAAUUACAUUGUACUUAGGCAAACAUUACAUGUACUAUGCUUUGAAAGUGUUUUUCCACAUCUGGGAAGCCACCCAAAUUAGAUCCCAGUCAUUGAGUUUGACCUACUGAUCUGUUUUAACCUGAUCAACCAAGUUAACCCAGAUGGUACACGUUAUUUUGGGGUCAAGUGCUAGCAACAACACUGAGCAGAGAUAUAGUUUGAACAGUGCAUAUUCAAGGCUAAGUAAUUAGAGCCUAUUGAGCACAAGCUAUAAUCUCUCAGACACCCAGCACAUCCAUGAGGGAUCACAACCUGAGAGACAGUUGUUACUGUAUGCAGCUGAGAAGAAGCCAAACACUAAGUUGGUGAAUUUGCCCAUUUGUAACAUGCAUGGUAACAAGUAUUCAUUGUUACACCCUUGUAUUUACACACUGUUGUUAGUUAACCACAGUACUUGUUACACUGUAAUAAGGACCCCUUCAAACUAAGUGUUACCAGAAAAAGGGGUGUGAAUAUUUUUGGACGGCCUGUAGCACAAAGUGAAACUGACAGAAGUGUGUGUGCUUCAGGAGGCUGAUACAGAAUGUGUGAAUGCUACUGAUAUCUAAUAAUAAAAUAUGCCAUUUAGCAGACGCUUUAAUCCAAAGCAAUUUACAGCAGUGCGUACAUACAUUUUCAUAUGGGUGGCCCCGGCUGGAAUCAAACUCACGAUACUGAAGUUGCAAAGGCCAGCAGUCUACCAACAGCCACUGAGAUGUGUUAAACACAUGUUUCAUUUCUGAAUUGGGUUAGGGUCAGAUAUGGACUGUCAAUGGGAUGCUGGUCAGAAAAGGCACUUAGCAAUUUGACUGCUAUGAGAAUAAGCUAUGGUCAGAAGGUCCAAGCAUGUUCUACUCAUCCUAAUUCUAUGGAUGUCUAUAUUGGUAGCUUGUUCUCAUAGCAGUCAAAUUGCUAUGGUCAGAAGGUCCAAGCAUGUUCUACUCAUCCUAAUUCUAUGGAUGUCUAUAUUGGUGGCAUAGUGUUAAUGUAACUCAACCAGACAGUGUUAAUGAUUCAACUAUCAAAAACAACGUAACAGUAUUUCAAGUUAUCCUUCCAUGGCACUUUGACCACUGCUUUAUGGUGUUGUAUGUCACGUUAUUUUAAUAUCUGCUUUUAUCCUCAUUGAGUAAAAUAUUACUGAAUUUUUACAAAAUGGUCAUUUACAAUCAUUGGCCUUUUGUUUUAAGUCAGUGUGACAAAUCCGCCUGCACUGAGGGAUGAGCAUUGCUUAGAUGCUACCUGUCGAAAGACACUGGUUAGCGUCUUGAAAACCUGUUUUUCACCUGAUGUUGUAAGACAAGUUGUCUCUUGAUAAAUUGACAUCAAUAUCUCCUCCAAACCAUACCCAUUAGAUGUAUUACCAGACCCAAACUAGGUCGCAGUUUUUCUUCAACUGGCCUACCUGGUUAAAUAAAGACUAAAUAAAAAACUAUAUGCAAAUAAACCAGUUCAUUUAUAAA
This is a messenger RNA of Salvelinus fontinalis (brook trout), 9704 nucleotides long. RefSeq names its product inactive phospholipase C-like protein 2. The transcript is spliced from 12 exons. Gene Ontology annotation, molecular function: phosphatidylinositol-4,5-bisphosphate phospholipase C activity. The record is from RefSeq and is a predicted model, not a curated record. Lineage: Eukaryota; Metazoa; Chordata; Actinopteri; Salmoniformes; Salmonidae. Gene Ontology annotation, biological process: lipid metabolic process; intracellular signal transduction. The coding region runs from base 657 to 4388 and encodes 1243 amino acids.